Molecule: messenger RNA, 1859 nt
Organism: Lucilia sericata (common green bottle fly)
Lineage: Eukaryota; Metazoa; Arthropoda; Insecta; Diptera; Calliphoridae
Product: protein I'm not dead yet-like
Exons: 8
Coding region: 32-1747 (571 amino acids)
Biological process (GO): citrate transport; monoatomic anion transmembrane transport
Cellular component (GO): membrane
Molecular function (GO): citrate transmembrane transporter activity; succinate transmembrane transporter activity
Source: RefSeq, a predicted model, not a curated record
UCUUUUUAGUUAACUACAAAUUUAGUUCAAAAUGGAGAUUGAGGCGGGUGAGAGAGCCCCAUUAUCGGGGUGCAGUAAAGUAACCACAUUUAUUGCCAACCACUGGAAAGGUUUAGUCGUAUUUCUAGUGCCUCUAUUAUGUUUACCUGUGAUGUUAAUGAAUAAUACUCCUGAAUAUCGUUGUAUGUACCUGCUUAUUGUUAUGGCUAUAUUUUGGGUAACUGAAGCCUUGCCCCUCUAUGUCACCUCAAUGAUUCCAAUUGUAGCGUUUCCUGUAAUGGGUAUAAUGAGUUCCGAUCAAACGUGUAGAUUAUAUUUCAAAGAUACACUUGUAAUGUUUAUGGGUGGCAUUAUGGUCGCCUUAGCUAUUGAAUAUUGUAAUUUACAUAAACGUUUAGCUUUGCGCGUUAUACAAAUUGUUGGCUGCAGUCCUAGAAGAUUACACUUUGGUUUAAUUUUCGUUACCAUGUUCUUGUCCAUGUGGAUUUCGAAUGCUGCCUGUACCGCUAUGAUGUGUCCCAUUAUUCAGGCCGUUUUGGAGGAAUUACAACAGCAAGGUCUUUGCAAAAUGAAUCGUGAACCACAAUAUCAAAUUGUGGGCAACAAUAAGAAGAAUGGUGAAGAAGAACCACCAUAUCCUUCCAAAGUUACCUUAUGCUAUUUCUUGGGUGUUGCCUAUGCCUCCUCCAUGGGUGGUUGCGGUACUGUUAUUGGCACUGCCACCAACUUAACCUUCAAGGGUAUCUAUGAAAGUCGUUUCCCCACCUCUACCGAAACUUUGGAUUUCCCCACUUUUAUGUUCUAUUCCGUGCCCUCUAUGUUGAUUUAUACUGGUUUAAUGUUCUUGUGGCUGCAGUACCACUAUAUGGGCUUAUUCCGUCCCAAGAGCAAAGAAGCUGAGGAGGUUAAAUUGGGUAAUCAGGGAGCCGAUGUUGCCCGUAAGGUUAUCGAUCAACGUUAUAAGGAAUUGGGUCCUAUGAGUGCUCAUGAAAUUCAAGUUAUGAUUUUGUUUAUCAUCAUGGUUAUUAUGUAUUUCACCCGUAAACCAGGCAUUUUCCCCGGUUGGGCUGAUUGGUUGGAUGCCAAAGAUAUUCGUAACUCUAUGCCCACCAUUUUUGUGGUCAUUAUGUGUUUCAUGUUGCCCGCCAAUUAUGCUUUUAUGCGUUAUUGCUGCAAUCGUCGUAACUUGGAAUUGCCCACUGCCCCAACUCCUUCUUUGAUUACGUGGAAAUUUAUUCAAUCUAAAGUACCAUGGGGUUUGGUAUUCUUGUUGGGCGGUGGUUUUGCUUUGGCUGAGGGCAGUAAAGUCAGUGGUAUGGCUACUUUGAUUGGUAAUGCCUUGAUUGGUUUGAAGGCUUUGCCUCAUGCUGUUCUAUUGUUUGUCAUCAUUAUUGUGGCUGUUGUUUUAACGGCGUUCAGUUCGAAUGUUGCUAUUGCUAAUAUUAUGGUUCCUGUUUUGGCUGAAAUGUCAAUUGCCAUUGAAAUUCAUCCUUUGUACUUAAUCUUGCCUGCCGGUUUGGCUUGCAGUAUGGCCUUCCAUUUGCCAGUCAGUACACCACCCAAUGCUUUAGUAGCUGGUUAUGCUAAUAUUCGUACAAAGGAUAUGGCCAUCGCUGGUAUUGGUCCCACCGUUAUCAGUAUCAUUGUCUUGUUUGUAUUCUGUCAAACAUGGGGUUUGGUAGUGUAUCCCAAUCUUACCACAUUCCCCGAUUGGGCACGUACCAUAGCACUAAAUGCUACGCAUUAAAUGUUGCAUCCACAACAACAACAACAACCACAUCCCUCUAAACAUCAACCAACACACCAACCACUACAUCCUAAAUUAGUUUUUAAGUUUUUUAAAACGAUUUUUUUUUUUU